AAUGCCCGGGAAGAGCCCGUCGGGCCUGGGCAAGCAGCGCCGGCUCCUGGGGCUGCUGCUGGUGGUAGCCGCCGUCCACCUGCUCGCGUGCCCCUACACCAAGGUGGAGGAGAGCUUCAACCUGCAGGCCGUGCACGACCUGCUCUACCACCGGCUGGAUGUGGAGAAGUUUGACCAUCUCGAGUUCCCUGGCGUGGUCCCCAGGACGUUCCUUGGGCCGCUGGUGAUCGCGGCACUCUCCAGCCCCGCCGUUUACGUGCUUUCGCUCUUGGAAGUGUCCAAGUUCUAUUCUCAGCUAGUAGUCAGGGCCGUCCUCGGACUUGGCGUGAUCUUUGGACUCUGGACCUUACAAAAGGAAGUGAGGCGGCAGUUUGGGGCCGCGGUGGCCACCCUGUUCUGCUGCGUGACGGCCUCGCAGUUCCACCUGAUGUUCUACUGCACGCGGACGCUCCCCAACGUGCUCGCCCUGGCGGUGGUCCUGCCGGCGCUCGCAGCCUGGCUGCAGCAGAGGUGGACGCGCUUCAUCCGGCUCUCGGCCUUCGCCAUCCUGGUCUUCAGAGCCGAGCUGAGCCUGCUCCUGGGCCUGGCGCUGCUGGCGCCGCUCUGCCUGCGGAAGGUCUCGGUGGCCAGGGCCCUGCGCUGCGCCGUGCCGGCGGGGGUGCUCUGCCUAGGACUGACGGUGGCCGUGGACUCCUAUUUUUGGCGCUACCUCGUGUGGCCAGAAGGAGAGGUGCUCUGGUACAACACCGUCCUGAACAAAAGUUCCAACUGGGGUACCUCGCCACUGCUCUGGUACUUCUACUCAGCCCUGCCUCGUGGCCUGGGCUGCAGCCUGCUCUUUGUGCCCCUGGGCGCCGUGGACAGAAGGGCCCUGGCGCUGCUCCUGCCAGCGCUGGGCUUUGUGGCUCUGUACUCACUUCUCCCGCACAAGGAGCUGCGCUUCAUCAUCUAUGCCUUCCCCCUGCUCAAUGUGGUGGCCGCCAGGGGCUGUGCCCGUGUGCUGAAUAAUUAUAAGAAGUCCUGGCUGUAUAAAGUGGGGUCCCUCCUUGUGAUAGGACACCUCGUGGUGAACGCCACAUACUCGGCCACAGGCUUGUACGUGUCCCACUUCAACUACCCUGGCGGCGUGGCGAUGCAGAGGCUGCACGAGCUGGUGCCCCCCCGCACAGAUGUCGUUGUGCACAUCGACGUGGCCGCUGCCCAGACAGGUGUGUCCCGGUUUUUGGAAGUCAACAGUGCCUGGAGGUACGAGAAGAGAGAGGACGUGCAGCCCGGCUCCGAGCGCAUGCUGGCCUACACGCACCUCCUCGCGGAGGCUGCCCCCGGGCAGCUGGCCCCCUACCGGGACACGCACCGGGUGCUGGCCAGCGUCCCAGGCACAACCGGGCUGAGCCUGAACCUGAGCCGGCUGCCCCCCUUUGACGUGAACCUGCAGACCAAGCUGGUUCUUCUGGAGAGACUUCUCGAGCCUUCCUGAGGAGGAGGAGCCAGAGGCCCUCCAGGAACGUCGGGCAUUCCGACAGAAGGGGACGAGUCGGGAAACGGGAAACAGGAAA
Kogia breviceps (pygmy sperm whale) is the source of this 1556-nucleotide messenger RNA. RefSeq names its product ALG12 alpha-1,6-mannosyltransferase (gene ALG12). Gene Ontology annotation, molecular function: alpha-1,6-mannosyltransferase activity. Gene Ontology annotation, cellular component: endoplasmic reticulum membrane. NCBI's taxonomy places the organism in Eukaryota, Metazoa, Chordata, Mammalia, Artiodactyla, Physeteridae. The record is from RefSeq and is a predicted model, not a curated record. Gene Ontology annotation, biological process: protein N-linked glycosylation.